Molecule: messenger RNA, 279 nt
Organism: Cryphonectria parasitica EP155
Lineage: Eukaryota; Fungi; Ascomycota; Sordariomycetes; Diaporthales; Cryphonectriaceae
Exons: 1
Source: RefSeq, a predicted model, not a curated record
UUCUUCUGCGGGCUUCAUGUGGACGCCAUCACGGAUCGGUACACUGGGGGGUUCGCCAUGAUUCGGAGCUUCAUCUGUCAGCUGCUCUGCCAAUUCGACUUUGGCGAGAAGCUGUCCGCCUCCGUUGUGACGAGGGAGCUGGUUCAGCAUGGCGAUAUCAACGAGCUGUGCAGGUUGUUUGAGUGGCUGGUUCACCUGCUGCCGAGUUAUGUCGUGUUGGUGUGCCUUAUUGACGGCAUUUUGUACUAUGAGCGGCCCGAGUUUCUUGGGAGUAUGGAA